Messenger RNA from Megalobrama amblycephala (Wuchang bream), 1220 nucleotides. It is a transcript of the gene sf3a2, whose product is annotated as splicing factor 3a, subunit 2. Gene Ontology annotation, molecular function: nucleic acid binding; zinc ion binding. Gene Ontology annotation, biological process: spliceosomal complex assembly. Gene Ontology annotation, cellular component: catalytic step 2 spliceosome; U2 snRNP; U2-type prespliceosome. The record is from RefSeq and is a predicted model, not a curated record. NCBI's taxonomy places the organism in Eukaryota, Metazoa, Chordata, Actinopteri, Cypriniformes, Xenocyprididae.
UCUCAGACCUUUACUAUUUAACAAGCUGUAACUCUCAGACUGUAACAGUAGCAGCAGUGUGAGGAUCCGCCAUCAUGGAUUUCCAGCACAGAGCUGGAGGGAAAACGGGCAGCGGCGGCGUCGCCUCGUCGUCCGAGAGCAACCGAGACCGGCGUGAGCGACUGCGGCAGCUUGCGCUUGAGACAAUAGACAUCAAUAAAGAUCCAUACUUCAUGAAAAACCACUUGGGUUCUUAUGAGUGUAAACUGUGUCUCACACUUCACAAUAAUGAGGGAAGUUAUCUCGCUCACACACAAGGCAAAAAGCACCAGUCUAACCUAGCGAGACGAGCCGCAAAAGAGGCAAAGGACGCCCCGGCACAACCUGCCCCAGAGAAAGUCAAGGUUGAAGUGAAGAAGUUUGUCAAGAUUGGCAGACCGGGUUAUAAAGUAACCAAACAAAGGGAUCCAGAGGUCGGACAGCAGAGUCUGCUUUUCCAGAUUGAUUACCCAGAGAUAGCAGAAGGCAUCGGGCCGAGGCAUCGCUUCAUGUCAGCAUAUGAGCAGAGAAUCGAGCCUCCAGACCGUCGCUGGCAGUAUCUUCUGUUCGCUGCUGAGCCGUAUGAAACCAUCGCAUUCAAGGUUCCCAGUCGAGAGAUUGAUAAAGCCGAGACCCGUUUUUGGACACACUGGAACAGGGAAACAAAACAGUUUUUCCUGCAGUUUCACUUUAAGAUGGAGAAAGCUAUGCCCCCUCCACCGGGACAGGGAGCGCCGGUCGGCGUGAAGCGUCCACCUUCGCUGAUCACUGGACUCGGCCCACGUCCGCUCGGUGACUCCAUGCCGCCGCCACCGCCUGGAGGAAUCCCAGGAAUGCCCCCUCUGCCCCCCGGAGCCCCCGUCCCGCAUCACAUGCCCCCACAAAUGCCCCCUCCAGGUGCACUACCCCCUCACCUGAGGCCGCCGCUCCCCUCUGACGGGAUGCCACAUAAUGCUGGACAUCCAUGAUCGUCUCUAAAUGAUUCAUUUGUAUUUCUGUAGACGCACAUGGACACGUUUGUAAACCAGCGUUUCUUCAAUUUCAUGUGCUUAACCCUCAAAAUAUGUAGUUUUGUGAAUUUAUACAGAUUGAGACUUCAGUGAAGAGGAUCUCACUGCUCUUGUCCAAUGAUGGACAAUGUCCAAAUGUUAUUUUUAUGCUUUUUUUAUUAUUAUUAAAACCUCCUUAAAGUCGACAUGAAA